UGUAUCCGUUGCAAUGUUGCCACGAAUUCUGCGACGACCGCGAAUAAUCCUAUGUUUAGGGUUGCCGUGCGCGAAGGUAGGCUGGGUGGCGAGGGUUUUGUUGCCGUGUCCAAAGGAAGGCCGGUGCGAAGGGUCUCUCUCCGGUGGUUGUAGAUCCGGCGGCUCGGGUGCGAAGGAAGGUUGGGUGCCAAGGGUAUUUCUCUUUCUCUCUCUCUCCUGUGGUUGUAGAUCCGGCGGCUCGGGUGCGAAGGAAGGUUGGGUGGGAAGGGUUCCUUAUGUAGAUGAUCCAAAUACUCCGGAAGAAACGUUUUUGAUUCAAUAUUAAUUCAAUGGAGCCCUCACGGGUUGGCGUAGUUACUCCAAUAGGUUUUGGUGUCAAUUCUCAACGGGUGUAAAAUGCCUCGCAGCGUGCUUGACCUCCUCCAUGCAAAGGGGUUGCUGUGCUCUCUUGUGAUUUACCCUUUCCAAAAAGUGUGGGUGCACCCUGUAGGGGCCCUAAGGUGACGGUUUCACCUUUGCUCCAAUAUUAAUUUAAUGGAAAUUCUCAUCUUGCUUAUCUAUCUUUCUUGAAGAAGUAAAGACUUUCUGAUUCAUUUUGUCCAGCUUAUUGAUACAGACAUGCCUGAACAAUCAUUUUCUAUUCUUCCAAUCGAAUUUUAGUAUUGCUAUGCUAUAUAGAC
Messenger RNA from Zingiber officinale, 680 nucleotides. RefSeq lists its product as uncharacterized. NCBI's taxonomy places the organism in Eukaryota, Viridiplantae, Streptophyta, Magnoliopsida, Zingiberales, Zingiberaceae. The transcript is spliced from 3 exons. The record is from RefSeq and is a predicted model, not a curated record. The coding region runs from base 14 to 325 and encodes 103 amino acids.